AUUAGUAUGUAUAUGAAAAUGUAGAAUAUCAUAUUGUCAUUCAAAUAUUGUUAAUUGGUCGAAUGAUUGCGGGUAAAUUGGUUGGCGAUAGAAAUCCCUUGAUAUAAUCAUUAAAAAAACUCAAACUACAAAAAGAAUAUGAAGUCAACAUUCCAAACUUUCAAGAAAAAGAUUUUGCCGAAGAAUAAUUCUAAUUCAAAAUCAGAAAAGGCAAAGCGGAAAAUUAUUCACCCGCAUUUGGAGGAACAAAAGGAGAAUCAUGUUGCUGUUACUCCCGUUAUUAUUGUUGAUCAAGAAAUCGAUAAAGAUGAGCAAUCAGGUAGCAUAAUUGCAAGUGACGCUUCCCCGGUAAAACCAAGAUCAAAAACUUUCGCCUGGCCUGGAAAAUCGAAUAAGAAGAAGUAUGAAAUAAAAGAUGAUGAGACCAGUGAGGGAGUAAAGACAAUGUCAGAUGGCAAUAUAACGCCAUCAGCUUCAGAGAAUAGCAGCCUUGCAACUCCAACAAGAAGAAAAACUAGAAGCCCUAUUACGAGAUUAGGAGGAAUGAUUCGGAGAUCUAUGUACGGAAUGAGAUUCUCUUCAAUUGACGACAAUCGCGAAAGCGUUGAAAAGGAUAGUGACCCUAUCGCCCGACCCAAGUCUUUAUACGUGCUAAACACCUCAUCAUCUACGUCGGUGCUUUCUAUUGUCAGAAAAAGUUUACGCAGAAGAUCAAGGCAAAGCGAUGGAGACGUACCAAUGCCUGUUGUGACAAUUGAACCCUCACAGUGUGACGCCGAUGCCACGCCAGAAAAACUGAGCGUUGACUUCACACCAGAAAAUCUUUUUUCGGAUAUAGAAAGCAAGGAAAGCCAGAAGUGCUCAAGCGAAGAUAUAUCAAGUUCAAAGUCAAGCGUUGAACUUGAAACAGAGGUUAUUUGUGAAUCAGACGAACCAGAUGCCGCCAAAUCAAUGAGCAUUGGAAGUGACGUUACGAAAAGUACAAAUGAUCUGAAAAAGACGGGAUCUGAAAUUAAUUUAGAUUUGGACAUGAAUGAUUUACCAAUAAGCGUACCAAGGUUAAAUAACAAAGCAGCUUAUGAUAAGAUUGCGCUGAGGCCGAAGAGAAGAGCCGCCGGUAGAUCACGAGGUGCUCAGCAAAAGCAUGUGAUUCGAGUAGAGGCACAAAUUAACGGAUUUCCUGAUUCACCAACCAUUGAAGAUGAAAAAGAAGAAAUAUCCAGAGAUAUUUCUCCGCCCCGAGCGAAGAAACCCCGGCCACCAAGCUUCUCACUACAACCACCCCAAGCAGAACAGAGCGCAACUGGAUCUGGAACUACUGUCACACCCAAUAGACAUUCUAUGUUUGGCAGAUCACCAUUGGGUGCGGCGCCGGGGAUGAUUGUUCCGACCUUAGAAGACAUGCAAAAAAUUAAGCUACGUAAACGACAACCAGAAUUGGAGCCCAAAACCACUGACAAAUCAACCAAAGAAAAACCAGUGUCGAACAAAUCAGAUGUUGACAAGUCCAAACUAUCAAAGAAAUCCAAUUCUUCGGAGAAGAAACCUACCAAACAGGAUCAAAAGGGUCUAUCGGAUGGAGGUUCCUCUAUUUUUCCUUGGAAAAAUAAAUCAAGUUCGUCGUCCAAAAGUCCGCCCGCCAAUCCGAAUGCUCCCGAAGACGCACAAAAAGAAAAUGAGAAACCAAAACCAAGUAAGAAAAAUGUUAGUGCAAAAGACUCGAAAUUGGGGUCGGCAUCCAAACUAUUUUCGGGGAAUGACAAAAAAGAAACUACUAAAAAGAAGUCUUUUGGUUUGGGGAGAAAAGACAAAAAUCAUUCGGGUAAUAAUUCCAAAACAAAAAGUGAAAAUACAACAGCUGAAAGCGUCGUGAAAAUGGAUUUGUCGAGUUCGGAAAAAGAAAUUGAGGAGAAGACCAACGUGGAAUCGGAAAAAAUGAAUGCCCAUCAAGACGGUGGUGAAUCUCCUGAAAUUGUUGAAAAUGAACCGAAGCAAAAACAUAAUGUCAAAAGCAAAUACGCGGAUAUGUUAAAACUGGAAGCAGAAAAAUUGGCGGAAAAAAGAGUUGACGAUGACCAUGAAAAACCACCGUCCCCUAUAUCGCCUCUUGAUGUCGAAAAGAUGAUAUUUGGUGAUAGCUCGAAACAAAUAACUGUUGAGCAUAACGAAAUACCGCAAAUCGACAAGCCCGACUCACCAAAAUCACCGCUUGAACAGAAAAUAUCGAUUUUCGGCGAAACCUUUAAACUAAAAUCUCCUGAUAAAACGACAAAUACAUUUACUAUCAAUAACGUGACCGAAACAGAAUCUGCAAAAGAAAAAGAACAAGAUGUAACGAUUAAGAAGAACACAGUAGUUCAGGAGGAGAAGAAAGAUGAGCCCCUAUCGCCUGUUAGAAAAGUGACAAGUCCUAUAGAGACACAUGUGCAAGCUAAGUCGAUAUUGAAACGUUCGAAAAGUCACGAAUAUAAUGCGGAUAUCACAAAGCAUGUUGUACAGUCUGGUCAAUGCGCAAAGGUGGAAAAUUUGAAAUACAAAGACGACAUUUCUGAGCAACCGUCUUCUGAACAAGUAGAGGAAUCAAAAUCACAAGUAUCAGACAAAAUCACAUUGACUACAAAAAAGAAGUCGUCACCAAUAUUUCCCAGAGCUCUCAACGAGGAUCAAAAACAUGUGUUUGGUGAUAGAAAGAUCCGUGCAAAUACUGAACCAAGUGUAGGCAAAACAAAGGAGCCAAGUACAAACGAAGGCCAAAAGUCUACAACUAUCUCGCCGAAAACGCCGACGAACCCAUUGUUAGAUGAACAGCCAGGAGGACUUUAUUCCCGUAACAAACUGAAAUCGAUUGGAGAUAGAACCGGAACUGAGAAAUUUGGGGAACGGAAAUCUGAAUCUUUCAAAGCCUCAUUGGUAACUUCGCCAACAAGGGCUCUGCGGACCCGCUCAUUCAACGUCGGAUCGAACUCUCCUGUACAGGCUAAAAUUUUAGCAGGUCAAAAAAACAAAGCGGAAACUCGUGAUACAAUAGAGAAAAUUCCGAGUUCGCGAACUUUAAGCCCCACAAAAGAGAAGCCAGCUAUUGCCACCAAGCCCCCGAAAACCCCGGAUAAAAGCCCAAUGAAAACAUCCAAAACUUUAUUUCAAGAUGUUGAAAAUAAUAAUAUAAAACCAACUGAAAAAGUUGAAACAAUCAAACAGCUUGAUAAGUCGGAAGAAAGUGAAGUUAUUGUCAAACCUGUUUUGCGUAGGAACACGACGAAAUCUCGAUCCUCUCGGGGAAAAGAUGACAAAAAUACGGACGGUGUUCCAUCUUGGAUACAACUGGCCAAACGACGAUCAAAAAUAUGGGAAGAUGGUCAGGCGAAAAAUGAAACUAAUUCAUCGUCUCAGAAAACCACGGCGGACAAGGCGCCCGAGAAGGACGCCGGUCGGCCGAAAUCCUUGAAGGUGACACUUGCAGAGUCUACCAACAAGCCGGAGGUCGAAGAAAAUGUAUCGAAGCCGGCGCCGAAAGAACGCAAAAAUUUACCAGGAAAAAUAAUAGCAUCAAACACUGCAAGAUUUGAGAAGGAUACAAACGCGUCGAGGGAACGACCAAAUCUUCCGCAAAAGAAAUCCACUACGCCGACUUCUAAGUCAUCAAUAGCUCCGAAGGAACGCAAAGGCAGUUUGAUGAGCCCCGAUCCACCUUCUCCGACCUCUGACCAAACCAAUCGAACUGCUCCUAUCCCCAACAUCAGCAUGGUAUCCCCAAAGCAUGUGAUGAGCGGCUCAAAAGAAGUGAAAUCAGAUGGGCAGCCAUCUUGGUUGGCUAUAGCUAUGCGCAAACAGAAAACGUGGGUCAAGGAAGAAACAGUGUGAAUUUGGAAGCGUGCUAUUUAUGAGGCCAGGAAUAAUCGCGAACAAUUCGACAAACAGAAAAUGUUUCACCAUAGUGAAAUUCGAACAUUAAGCUCAUGAUUCUAUGAUUGGAAAUUUUGGAGUUUGUAAAUAUGGUUCCCGCGUAAUCAGACGAAGUCUAUUUGGUAUAGGUUUGAUAAACAGUGGAAUGUUGGCCCAAUUUGCCUCAAAAUUAAAACAUAUUUUGUGCAAUAAUAUUAAAGGAAGAAAAGCCUGAAAGAAAUCGGAAUGGUAAUUUGUAACCGAAGUUUUUGAUGUGGCUUUCAAGUACGUUUAUUUGUUUAAGUAUGACAUCAUUUACCUAUUUUAAAUAAUUCAGAUAUGGCACGAGUUGUUCCUAUUUCCAAGGUCAUAUUUCUUAGUUAUUCUAUACUAACUAUACAAUGGUAGCCGCCAUUGAUUCCUCUUUCGAAUUACCUUUACGUCACUAAUUCAAAACUUUCAUUCAAUAUUAUCUACUGCAUAGCUGCUCAUAAUUAUAAUUGCAACCUUGUUGAUUCUUAUUUUUGCAUUUUUUUCUUCUUUUUAGAGUACAAUAAUACUGAUAUUUGCGAUCAAUAAUACAACGUCGUACAUUGAAA
Styela clava is the source of this 4481-nucleotide messenger RNA. RefSeq lists its product as uncharacterized. Lineage: Eukaryota; Metazoa; Chordata; Ascidiacea; Stolidobranchia; Styelidae. The record is from RefSeq and is a predicted model, not a curated record.